Parnassius apollo (apollo) is the source of this 660-nucleotide messenger RNA. The record is from the annotation of a GenBank genome assembly. NCBI's taxonomy places the organism in Eukaryota, Metazoa, Arthropoda, Insecta, Lepidoptera, Papilionidae.
AUGCUGCGGCACAGCGCGGAGGCGCGGCCGUCGAGCGAGGCGCUGGCGGCGUCGCGGCACGUGCCGCGCUGCGUGCCGUCGCGCGCGCUGCUGGCGCUGCUGACGCAGGCGCUGGCGGCGCGCGGCUCUCGCGCGCAUGCACAGCUGCUGCGCGCCCUCCUGGCGCAGCGCGCGCACCCAGCCGACGACCUGCUGUACACCGCUCAUGCCGACACCACCUCCCUCACGCCGCACCACCCGCCGCUGCACGCGCUCGUCUACGCCGUGGUACAGGUAUUCCGCAGCCACGGCGCCGCAGAGCUAUUGCCGCCUCUGCUGACUCCGAUGGGCGAGGCGUGGGAGGCGCGCAGUGACGCGGUGCGCGUGCUGACGGCCUCGGGCACCGUCUGCCACCUGCCCUACGACCUGCGUCUGCCAUUCGCCAGGUUGGUGGCGCACACGGGGCUGAGGCGCGCGCGGCGUUACGCGGUGUCGCGCGUGUUCCGCGAGCUCGCGCCGCGCACCCCGCACGCGACUCUCGGCACGCACUCGCCCGCGCCCGCACACCCGCGGGAGGCGCUCGAGUGUGCCUUCGACAUUAUAUCGCCGAACAGAGGUCAGAACCCCAAUGUAUUUUGUCCAGAUGACAAGGUUAUUUUUUAUGUAAGGCAAGUUUUAUAA